Molecule: messenger RNA, 636 nt
Organism: Trichomonas vaginalis G3
Lineage: Eukaryota; Parabasalia; Trichomonadida; Trichomonadidae
Exons: 1
Coding region: 1-636 (211 amino acids)
Source: RefSeq, a predicted model, not a curated record
AUGACAAACUUAGAAAACAUCUGUGGCAAGUUUAACUCCUCAAUAGAGAAUAUGAAACUUAUAGUUUGCAAUGAACUUCAAAGUAUAGAUACAACAAAAGUUUUGAACUCAGAUGCUUUGAAGAGUCUUAUAACAGACAAAGUUGGAGUUGUUGAAAGAAAGUAUAAAGACCAAAGAGUUUGUGAAAAUGUUGCAAACUUCAUUAUGGUUUCAAACAAUGCUGUUCCGAUGAAGUUAGAAAGUUCUGACAGAAGAUAUGUAGUUGUCAGAAUGUCAGAUUCUCAUAUGCAAGAUACAGAAUAUUUUGACGACUUAGCAGAAACUUUGACACCAGAGUUUUACAACCAUUUGUUCUCAUACUUUAUGACAUUAGAUAUUUCUAAGUUCAAUCCAAGACAAAUUCCACAUACCGAAGAGAGACAAACAUUGUUAGAAGCAAACAAGAGUGUUUAUGAACUGUUCGUAGAUGAAACUGACUUUGUGUCAUUAGAUGAAAGGUCAUUGUACGAUUCGUAUAAACAAUAUUGUCAAGAAUAUGGUUAUAUGGCAGCUUCUAAACGUACAUUCUUGGCAAAUGUCAAAAGUCUUUUAGAUGUUCAGAAUGGUGUAUAUACAAAGAAAAUUUUUUCUGAGUAA